GUUGGUUUUUACGCGUAGAAAUAAUACUGACGUGUCCUCGUACGAGUAUCGGCUACGUACGUCCGUAUAAUUCGUUGGUUCCGAGAUAAUUUCGCCCUGCGCAUAGAAUUAACUGACGGAAUACCGCCAGUCAUCGCGUCGAAAGCGAGCGUCUCCUAGUACGUGUGCUUACGUCGAUCGUCAGAAAGCAGUUAGAACGCAAGUGAGAAGCAGCCGAGCGGCAACGAAAUUAUGGCAGCGGUCUUGAACAGUUUUAUAAAUUCCUUCAGCAACACAUUAAAUGCACCGGUCAGGCAACAUUUGAAGAAUGUCUACGGUUGCUUGUCUCUGUCCACUGUAUCGGCAGCUGCAGGAGCUUAUGUGCAUAUGUACACACAGCUCUUGCAGGCUAAUCUGCUGACAACUCUCGGUACCCUGGGCCUUCUUGUCGCGUUAAUGACAACACCGGACAAUGGCAAGAAUCAAAAAUUGCGCCUUGGUUACCUGUUGGGAUUCGCAUUCUUGUCUGGUCUAGGAUUAGGCCCCUUAUUGGAGUUGGUGGUCAGCAUAGACCCGAGUAUAGUGGUAACAGCAUUAGUUGGUACGACAGUGGUUUUCGUUUCCUUCAGUAUUUCCGCGCUUUUGGCUGAACGCGGACGUUGGCUAUAUCUGGGUGGCACUUUGAUGAGCAUGCUGAACAUCAUGAUCCUCUUCUCCUUCGCCAACUUGUUCUUGCGCUCGACUUUCAUCUACCAAGCGCACUUAUAUUUGGGAUUAUUCGUUAUCUGCGGCUUCGUUAUUUAUGACACGCAAUUGAUCAUUGAGAAACAUCACAUGGGUAGCAGGGACUUUAUCAUGCACUCCUUGGACUUGUUCAUUGAUUUCGUAGGCGUUUUCCGACACCUCCUUGUGAUACUUACGCAAAAGGAAUUGGCCAAGGACUCACGCAAACGUAGAGAUUGAGCGGAAAGAAACAGGUGAUUGUGGCGCAUUCAAGUAAAUCCAUAAACUAGAGGUCUUCAUGUAAUCUAUCCAUACCUAGGUAUCUGUGUACAUAUACAUACCGAAAAAUUAUAUAAAUACCGAUACACACGUCAUACACGUAUAUAUGUGUAACAUCUCUUUAGUAAUCGCGAUAUACAACGCUAUAUAAAUAUAUUUACCAUAUAAAAGGAAAGAAAAAUGUUAAAUAUAAUUUGUUCAAUAUGAAGAGAAAAAAAAAAACAAACGGCUUGUGUCUUACGAGAUGACGGUAUGCCGUAUUUAAUUUGGUUGUGCCUCUGAGUUAUGAUUCUUCAUCAAUUUGUACACACGAUAUAUAUAACAUAAAUUGACUGUAUUAUAUUUUCAACUUUCAAUAAAUAAACUUUCCCAAUA
Molecule: messenger RNA, 1356 nt
Organism: Linepithema humile (Argentine ant)
Lineage: Eukaryota; Metazoa; Arthropoda; Insecta; Hymenoptera; Formicidae
Gene: BI-1
Product: Bax Inhibitor-1
Biological process (GO): negative regulation of apoptotic signaling pathway; negative regulation of endoribonuclease activity; cellular response to unfolded protein
Cellular component (GO): mitochondrial membrane
Molecular function (GO): enzyme binding
Source: RefSeq, a predicted model, not a curated record